This is a messenger RNA of Oncorhynchus masou masou (cherry salmon), 5698 nucleotides long. RefSeq names its product transmembrane protein 272-like. The coding region runs from base 164 to 718 and encodes 184 amino acids. The transcript is spliced from 6 exons. The record is from RefSeq and is a predicted model, not a curated record. Lineage: Eukaryota; Metazoa; Chordata; Actinopteri; Salmoniformes; Salmonidae.
GAGGGUGCAUUUCAAAACAUCCUACCUCAAUGGUAGAAGUUUCAAAGUUGACUAAUUAUGGCACAAGCUGUGAGGCUACACGGUAACGGAAAAGCAAAAAUCUUGACAGAUUCACUCCUUCACAAAAGAGACAGUCCUUUUAGAUUUAAAGGACUCACAAAAGAUGGAGACUUCACAGAGGUCUCCCGUUCUGUCAUCCUGUCUGAUCUCAAUAAUAGUUGUGCUGAAUAUCAUCUUGUGGAUGUUUCUAAUGUCAGCAGUGGGAUUAGGGGCUAUGCACCUACAUGACUGCCCCUUACAGCCUUAUAUCCCCAUCUACCUGCUGGUGAUCGGGCUGACGUCCAUCGCCUCCCUGCUCCUAGCCUACCUCAAUAACACACUGGAGACUGGCUUCCUGAGCCUACUGUGUUCCUCCUGCAUCUUCCUCCUCCAACUCUUCAACCUCGGCUGGUUCAUCACAGCACAUCAAGUACAUGAAGACGGGAGUGAGUGGGUGUACUCCAUAUAUCCCCCGAACUAUGACACGGACGGUGGAGAGAAGUACUGUCAGAGGAAGAUAUACCUGUUUGCUUUCUGGUUCAACAGCCUGGGAAGCAUCUGUAUGGCUGUGGUGUUCUUCUGUGGAGUGUUCUUCAUCUUCCUUACCUGUGUGAAAAUGGCAUUUAGGGGACACCAUCUACUCCAUUCACAUAAGAGAUCGUAUGGUGUGGACGCUUGAGAACUCCGUGGCACAUAAACCUCACUAACAUGCUUUUGCUGUUCUGUCUGUCUGUCUGUCUGUCUGUCUGUCUGUGUGUCUGUGUGUCUGUGUGGAGAAGUGGAUAUACAAUAAUGUUCCCAAAUGUUCUGCCCGGUGAAGGAAAGUCACGCUGUGUGAAAAAUUGUUUUUCCAGGUAUUCACUCUCAAUUGCAAUUCUUUUUUUUUUAUCAUAUCAGGAGACAAUUUUUGGGGUCUGGAAAAAAUCUAAAAAUCUAUAUUUAGGGAGGUGUAGUUGCCAUUUAAUUCAGUUUCACACCAAGCAAGAUACCUUUUGGCUAGCGGGGAUUCUGUAGCCUAGAGUACAACGUACAGUUAAAGUCAGAAGUUUAUAUACACUUAGGUUGGAGUCAUUAAAACCUCCUUUUUCAACCACUCCACAAAUUUCUUGUUCACAAACUAUAGUUUUGGCAAGUCGGUUCAGACAUCUACUUUGUGCAUGACACAAUUCAUUUUUCCAACAAUUGUUUACAGACAGAUUAUUUAAUUUAUAAUUCACUGUAUCACAAAUCCAGUGGAUCAGACGUUAACAUACACUAAAUUGACUAUGCUUUUAAACAGCUUGGAAAAUUCCAUAUAAUUAUGUCAUGGCUUUAGAAGCUUCCUUAUAUCCGUCGCGGAAGUUAGAAUAACAAUGAUCCAGGGUUUUACCAGCCCUGGUUGCACAAUCGAUAUGCUGAUAGAAUUUAGGGAGUCUUGUUUUCAGAUUAGCCUUGUUAAAAUCCCCAGCUACAAUGAAUGCAGCCUCAGGAUAUGUGGUUUCCAGUUUACAUAGAGUCAAAUAAAGUUUGUUCAGGGCCAUCAAUGUGUCUGCUUGGGGGGGAAUAUAUGCGGCUGUGAUUAUAAACGAAGAGAAUUCUCUUGGUAGAUAAUGCGGUCAACAUUUGAUUGUGAGGAAUUCUAAGUCAGGUGAACAGAAGGACUUGAGUUCCUGUAUGUUGUUAUGAUCACACCACGUCUCGUUAAUCAUAAGGCAUACCUCCCCCCGCCCUUCUUCAAACCAGAAAUAUGCUUGUUUCUGUCGGAGUGAUGCGUGAAGGAACCAGCUGGCUGUACCGACUCCGACAGCUUGUCUCGAGUGAGCCAUGAUUCCGUGAAGCAAAGAACGUUACAGUCUCUUAUGUGUCUCUCUGGAAUGCUACCCUUGCUCGGAUUUCAUCUCCCUUGUUGUCAAGAGACUGGACAUUGGCGAGUAGUAUGCUUGGGAGCGGUGCGCGAUGUGCCCGUCUCCGGAGCCUGACCAGAAGACCACUUUGUCUGUAUCUAUAUCCACAGUAAAACUAGUCCUAUAUCGGCAUAACCUGAAAGGCCACUCAGCAAGGAAGAUGCCACUGCUCCAAAACCGGCAUAAAAAAAGCCAGACUACAGUUUGCAACUGCACAUGGGGACAAAGACCGUACUUUUUGGAGAAAUGUCCUCUGGUCUGAUGAAACAAAAAUAGAACCGUUUGGAGGAAAAAGGGGGAGGCUUACAAGAACACCAUCCCAAACGCGAAGCACGGGGGUGGCAACAUCAUGUUAUGGGAGUGCCUUGCUGCAGGAGGGACUGGUGCACUUCACAAAAUAGAUGGCAUCAUGAUGAUGGAAAAUUAUGUGGAUAUAUCGAAGCAACAUCUCAAGAUAUCAGUCAUGAAGUUAAAGCUUGGUCGCAAAUGGGUCUUCCAAAUGGACAAUGACCCCAAGCAAACUUCCAAAGUUGUGGCAAAAUGGCUUGAGGACAACGAAGUCAAGGUAUUGGAGUGGCCAUCACAAAGUUCUGACCUCAAUCCUGUAGAAAAUGUGUGGGCUGAACUGAAAAGGUGUGUGCAAGCAAGGAGGCCUACAAACCUGACUCAGUUACACCAGCUCUGUCAGGAGGAAUGAGCCAAAAUUCACCCAAGUUAUUGUGGGAAGCUUGUGGACGGUUACCCGUAAUGUUUGACCCAAGUUAAACAAUUUAAAGGCAAUGCAACCAAAUGCUAAUUGAGUAUAUGUUAACUUCUGACCCACUUGGAAUGUGAUGAAAGAAAUAAAAGCUGAAAUAAAUCACUCUCUCUACUAGUAUUCUGACAUUUCACAUUCUUACAAUAAAGUGGUGAUCCUAACUGACCUAAAACAGGAUUUUUUAACUUGGAUUAAAUGUCAGGAAUUGUGAAAAACGGAGUUCAAAUGUCUUUGGCUAAGGUGUAUGUAAACUUCUGUCUUCAACUGUAGACCUACAGUGUAAAUGUGAUGGCAGAGUUCGCUAAAAUAAAAGAAUGCCCUCCCGAUUGAUAAAAAUCAUAAUGAUAUCAUUCUGUCAGGUAGGCCUACUUUGGAGUAAUUUAAUUGUGAAGAUGUUUUGGUAAAGCCUUGUUUACUCAAACAGUGCAUGAUGACUGAAUUGCGCUUUGCAAAGAUUCAAACAAGACUUCGGACUAAACGUUUUCAAUACCUAGUUUGCAUACCCAUUGUUCCCUUAGUUAGCAUAUACAGGUAGAUAUCAUAAGUUGAAACGUCUUUCCUACCUACCCUACAGGCUCCCGAUGUCAUUCUUCUGUGAGCUGCUCCAUGCAACAAACGCUUGAGAGCUGUGUGCUCUUCUUCUUCUCCUUCUUUAACUUUGUAUUGGCUGAUCGCAACAAAGAGGUGCAUACGCCACCUACUUACUGUACUGGAGUGAGGCCAGUCACAGCCUCCCUAUUCAUACAUUUCUCUUAUCUAGUCCUGUGUUUCCGCCUACUGUUCUGGAGUGUGAAUUCAUUACACUUUGUGACACAAAAAGGGAAGGUAAAAAGGACUGGGAAAAGGGGAAAAUAAUAAUUCCCUACCAACUAAACCUACAGCCAUUCAAAUCUCACCAAUAUUCCACUACUUGACCCUAUCUGAUCCUACACCAGGCCGGCAGCCUGGACCCAUCUUCCUCUACUACUGUCUUCACUGUCGGAGCAUAUUACACCUUCUGUACUACUCUAAUCCUGGCAACCUCAACCUGCCUUUCUCUCAAAUCAAAAAUCAAAUCAAAUGUAUUGGUCACAUACACGUGAUUAGCAGAUGUUACUACGGGUGUAGCGAAAUGCUUGUGCUUCGAGCUCCGACAGUUCCGUAAUAUCUAACAAGUAAUAUCUAACUAAUUAUACAACAUAUACCCAAAUCUAAGUAGGAAUGAAUUAAGACUUUAUACAUAUGGACGAGCGAUGCCAGAGCGGAACGGACUAAGCUACAGUAGAACAGUAUAGAAAACAGUGUAUACACAUGAGAUGAGUAAUGCCAGAUAUGUAAACAUUAAAUGACUAAGAUACCAUAGAAUAGUAUAGAAUACAGUAUAUACAUAUUAGAUGAGUAAUGCAAGAUAUGUAAAUAUUAUUAAGUGACUAAGAUACCAUAGAAUAGUAUAGAAUACAGUAUAUACAUAUGAGAUGAGUAAUGCCGGAUAUGUAAACAUUAUUAAAGUGACUAGUGUUCCAUUCCUUAAAGCGGCCAGUGAUUCCUAGUCUAUGCCUAUAGGCAGCAGCCUCUAAUGUGCUAGUGAUGGCUGUUUGACAGUCUGAUGGCCUUGACCUUUCUUUAAAUGUAACUCUUGCAGGAAGCCACAUCUGCUGACAAUCUCUUUAAGUGUUCAAGAACCAUAUGCUAUCAUGAAGCCCGUGCAUAUUCCAUGUGAUACAUUGGAUUUUGUUAGUCUACUUUUUACUAUGAGGCGCUUUGCCUUUUUAGGGCUUUUAAACUUCAACUUCUCUCCUAAUGUACCAACAAAAAAGUUUUGAUUAUGUCAUUGUACAUAAAAUGGAGAAAGACUGUUACUUAAGUACUGUGGCCAGGUUGUAUUACCUUAGAAAUUCAAUUCAAGUAUAGUGGCUGAUGGGGGUCUACUUGGGGAGAGUGAGUCCACCAAGUGACUGAAAUGGGAUGAAUUUGUAAGUCGCUCUGGAUAAGAGCGUCUGCUAAAUGACUUAAAUGUAAAUGUAUGAAUGGAGGCCCCAUGCACACCUCAGAGAAGUGUCUGAUGCCCUCCCAGUCACCCCAUCAGAGUCCCCUGGAUUAAGCCCCUCUCGAUUGUCACCAAUAACCACCAUUGAAUCUUCGCUAUAAUGACAAACAAGGAAUAAUAAUGAUUUGACAUCCUUUCCUAGUCUUUUCAGGACUCUUAUUCAUUUUACAGCGGGUUUGCAAGUCACAAAAAAACAAUACAAUUAAUACAAUUCUCCCCCUUUACCCCACCCAAGCCAAGCGUAUCCCAAACGCCCAUCUUUACUCACCCUUGCCCACCCACGCCACGCUUGUCCCCACCCUCCCAUUCUUACAUACAUUCUCGGAGCUCUACGGACAAUUCCUUCAACCUCAUAGCUUAGUUUUUUCUCUGGCAUGCACAGUCAACUAUGGAACCUUAUAUAGACAGGUGUAGACUGCCAUCACUAACCGGCUACCACCCGGUUACUCAACCCUGAACCGUAGAGGCUGCUUCCCUAUAUACAUAGACAUGGAAUCACUGGUCACUUUAAUAAUGGAACACUAUUCACUUCAAUAAUGUUUACAUACUGCUUUACUAAUUUCAUAUGUAUACACUAUAUUAUAUUCUACUGUAUUAUAGUCACUCCUCCAUUGCUCGUCCUAAUAUUUAUAUAUUUCUUAAUUUCAUUAUUUUACUAUUAGAUUUGUGUGUAUUGUUGUGAAUUGUUAGAUAUUACUGCACUGUUGGAGCUAGGAACACUAGCAUUUUGCUACACCCGCAAUAACAUCUACUAAAUAUGUGUAUGUGACCAAUAAAUGUGAUUUGAUUUGUGUGCCUUUCCAAAUCAUGCCCAAUCAAUUGAAUCAACUCAAUUUCGAGGCUCAUAGCUAAGGGUCUGAAUACUUAUGUAAAUAAGGUAUUUCAGUUGUUUAUUUUAUUAAUACAUUUGUAAAAAUUCUAAAAAUCUGUUUUCACUUUGUUAUGGCGUAUUGUGUUGAUUGAUGAGGAAAAUAAAUAAUUUAAUCAAUUUUA